UGCUGGCAACGGGGCUGCCGUUUGGGUCACACUUUCCACUUGGAGGCAUCCUACCCGCCUCCCUCCCUCGCUGGGAAAGAAGUCAACACCACCGACGGACAGACGGGCGGGCGGGGUGACUCAUCUCCGGAGUCCCUUGGCUGCGGGGACCCCUUGAGGUCCCUUCCUCCGCACGGGAGCGAUGGGAAAUCCGUGGGGGCUCUUCUGGGUGUCGUUCCUGUGUUUCCUGAUCCACGCCCGAGGUCAAGGUGACUUCGAUUUGGCCGACGCUCUCGACGACCCAGAACCCACCAAGAAGCCGAGCUCAGACAUCUACCCGAAGCCGAAACCCCCGUAUCACCCGCAGCCCGGAAAUCCUGACAACAGCGGAAAUAUUUAUCCAAAACCGAAACCGCCACCCCCUCGCCCACAGCCUGGCUACCCGGAUGGUGGAGGUUACAUCAGCGAUGGGGACGGCGGCCGCUACCCACCCAGGCCUAGGCCCAGGCCACCAGCAGGAGGCGGUGGCGGUGGAGGUGGCUAUAACCCCGGUAAUGACGGCUAUGGAAACUCGCACGGAGGAGGGUAUCGACCCAACUCAGGUGGAUAUAAUUAUGGUGGAGACAGCUACAACAACUACGGCAACCCUCACGGCAACAUGGUAGCUAAAAUUGUGUCUCCCAUCGUAUCCGUGGUGGUGGUCACUCUGGUGGGGGCCGCAGCCAGCUAUUUCCAACGCAACAGGAGGAGAAAUUGCUUUAGAACAAAUCAACCAGAGAAUGUCUGAGGACCUCAAGGUCGGGCGGUCGCUCUGAGAGAAAGCUCAGACGAGACAAGAACCCCACUCAUCAUUCCUGUGGAAACUCCCUUUCAUUUUUGGCGUCAUUCAACUCCAAAAAAGUGUUUUCUUUCCCAUCUGACAAAGAUAUGAUGCCUAACAAAGAAUCCCCCAUGUGUUGGACUGGCUGCGUUUCUGCAGAUAAAUUAAACAUCUAAACCUGGGGGGUCCAAAGGUGGCCUCACUGUGUUCAUUGCA
Messenger RNA from Miniopterus natalensis, 1015 nucleotides. RefSeq names its product Xg glycoprotein (Xg blood group) (gene XG). The record is from RefSeq and is a predicted model, not a curated record. NCBI's taxonomy places the organism in Eukaryota, Metazoa, Chordata, Mammalia, Chiroptera, Miniopteridae.